GACUGUUUUCUCUUUCUGCAUUGUUGUGACUUGUGAGAAGGAAAAGGCAGAGAACGAUGGGUGGGAAGAGGAAGAAGGGAGAAAGCGAUGUUGUUGGAGUCGGAGAAGGAGAAGAAGAGCAGCAGCAGCAGAAGAAGAGGCAGAUGCUUCCAUCGCUGAUAAAGAACAAAGAGAAGAGAUCUGCUGUUCAUGCCAAGCUCAAGCACGAGAAGAAGCUCGAGAAGCGAAAAAAGCUUAAGGCUCGUGAUGCUGCAGAAAAAAGAGCUCUCGAACUUGGCGAGGAGCCUCCGCCAAAGAAGAUCCCUCGUACGAUUGAGAACACCAGAGAGUUCGACGAGACAGUCUGCAAGCCCGAUGACGAAGAGCUGUUUGCCGGAAAUGAUGCAGAUGAAUUUAGUUCAAUUCUUAAAAGGGAAUGCACUCCAAAGAUAUUGAUCACCACAUGUCGUUUUAACUCUACUAGAGGGCCUGCUUUUAUCUCAGAGCUGCUUUCAAUCAUUCCAAAUGCCCACUAUUAUAAGAGAGGGACCUAUGACUUGAAAAAGAUUGUGGAAUAUGCAAAAAGCAAGGACUUCACUUCAAUCAUAGUUGUCCACACUAAUCGUAGAGAACCAGAUGCUCUCCUGAUCAUUACUCUACCUGAUGGACCAACUGCACAUUUCAAGCUCUCGAAUCUAGUUUUGCGCAAAGAUAUCAAGAACCAUGGUAAUCCAACAAGUCAUAAGCCUGAACUAGUAUUGACAAACUUUACAACACGCCUGGGUCAUCGUAUUGGCAGGUUUAUACAAUCACUUUUCCCUCAAGACCCAAAUUUCCGUGGUCGGCGAGUUGUAACCUUUCACAAUCAGCGAGACUUUAUAUUCUUUCGCCACCAUAGGUAUAUCUUUGAGACAAAAGAAAUAAAACAGAGCAAUUCAGAUGAUAAAAAGUUCAAGGAUGCCAAAGAUGAGAAAAUACCUCAAGAGAAAGUGAUUGCACGUCUUCAGGAGUGUGGCCCUCGCUUCACGCUGAAAUUGAUUAGUCUGCAGCAUGGAACAUUUGACACCAAGGGUGGCGAAUACGAGUGGGUUCACAAGCCGGAGAUGGAUACAAGUCGGAGGAGAUUUUUUCUCUGACUUAGCUUGGAGAAUUUUUCUUCGUGGUUCUACACUUGCAUUGGAGAGAAGAGAAUAUUUUCAGGCUCGGAAGAUUUUGUCCCCUUUCUUCCAGAGAUUUUUUAAUCUCUUGUGCGCUAAGUUCUUAUGCGAGUCUUUGAGUGUUCUAAAUUUUGUUGACCAAUCUGAGAUGAAUAAAAGGUGAUUUUCGCAGUAAAUUAUUUGGCCCUAUUAUUGUA
Messenger RNA from Nelumbo nucifera (sacred lotus), 1333 nucleotides. RefSeq lists its product as uncharacterized. The record is from RefSeq and is a predicted model, not a curated record. Gene Ontology annotation, molecular function: rRNA primary transcript binding. Gene Ontology annotation, cellular component: preribosome, large subunit precursor; nucleolus. Lineage: Eukaryota; Viridiplantae; Streptophyta; Magnoliopsida; Proteales; Nelumbonaceae. Gene Ontology annotation, biological process: maturation of LSU-rRNA; maturation of 5.8S rRNA.